Messenger RNA from Xenopus laevis (African clawed frog), 3842 nucleotides. It is a transcript of the gene kif18b.S, whose product is annotated as kinesin-like protein KIF18B. The record is from RefSeq and is a predicted model, not a curated record. Gene Ontology annotation, cellular component: spindle; nucleus; cytoskeleton. NCBI's taxonomy places the organism in Eukaryota, Metazoa, Chordata, Amphibia, Anura, Pipidae. Gene Ontology annotation, biological process: mitotic cell cycle; microtubule-based movement. Gene Ontology annotation, molecular function: microtubule motor activity; cytoskeletal motor activity; ATP binding.
ACUCUCCAAAACUACAACUCCCUAUACCCCUUGCGCUAUCGCGACAUCACUUCCUUAAACAAUUGGAGUGACGCUGAGCCGUCCAAUCAGCUCCACCGGUGAGAAAGGCCCGCGUGUUUUGAACUUAGCCUGGCGGAAGUGUUUGGAAAGGAAGACAGGGACCAUUGAAGGGGUUCGAUAACAUCCGCUGAUAAUAACAUCGAUAUAUUAGUAAUGUAACGCGUGUAAGGUCCGUCCCCUCAGGAACAUCCCCUUCUUCUCCCGGAUUUUCUCAGGAAAGCACAUCUUCUCAGCAAUAACCAUGACUAUGACCGCUUCAUCUACAACGGAGGAAGACAAUGUAUCUGUGGUGGUCCGAGUGCGCCCCCCAAAUCAGCGUGAACUAGAAGGAAACCAUCACCCGGUGGUGCAAGUUGUGGAUCACAAUAUGCUGGUGUUUGACCCUGAUGAGCCAGAGACAACAGGAGUGUUUUCCAGCCUCAGAGGGAACGAUGGAACAAAGCGCAAAGGAAAGGAUAUGAAGUUUAUUUUUGAUCGUGUUUUUGGGGAAAAUUCCAGACAGCAGGAUGUGUUUGAGCAUACAACAAAGGAGAUUCUAGAUGGCGUCCUAAAUGGAUACAACUGCUCUGUUUUUGCCUAUGGAGCUACAGGUUCUGGGAAGACCCACACAAUGCUGGGCAGUGAAGUUGACCCUAGCGUUAUGUACCUUACUAUGGUUGAGCUUUACAGGAGAAUUGAGGCAAUCAAAGAGGAAAAGUCAUGCGAGGUUCUUAGCUCCUACCUUGAGGUGUAUAAUGAACAGAUACAGGACCUGCUGGAGCCAAGAGGAUCUCUAGCAAUCCGGGAGGAUCCCCAGAAGGGUGUAGUUGUUCAGGGCCUGUCUUUCCAUCAGCCCAAAUCUGCCGAUCAGUUGCUGCAAAUGCUGGCCAGUGGUAACCUUAAUCGCACUCAGCAUCCCACAGACGCCAAUGCAUCAUCUUCACGCUCACAUGCUGUGUUCCAGAUCUAUGUGAAACAGCAAGAUCGCACUGCCAGUAUAUCUCAGGAUAUUCGGGUAGCCAAAAUGAGCCUUAUUGAUCUGGCUGGCUCAGAACGAGCUUCUUCCACAAAUGCUAAAGGUGAGCGCCUCCGAGAAGGGGCCAACAUCAACCGUUCCUUGCUGGCCCUCAUCAAUGUCAUCAAUGCGUUGGCUGAUGCAAAGAGCAAGAAAGCUCAUAUCCCUUAUCGAGACAACAAACUGACCAGGCUUCUGAAAGACUCCAUUGGUGGAAACUGUCGGACUGUCAUGAUUGCUGCCAUCAGUCCAUCCUCUCUCAGUUAUGAUGACACCUACAACACUCUGAAGUACGCCAACCGUGCAAAGGAAAUAAAGCUCUCAGUAAAGAGCAACGUGAUCAACCUGGAUUGUCACAUAAGUAAAUACGCAGCUGUGUGUGAGGAGCUGAAGGCUGAGGUGGCGGAGAUGAGAGCAAAGCUUCUUUUCUAUAAAAUGAAAGAGCAGCCUGAUGAUGUCAUUUUAAACCACAGUCCGGAAGACAAGACGUCCCCUAGGCUGGAAGAACACUCUGACCUCAGAAGUCCGGAACAGGGAUCCGAAGUCCAUAGACUAAGCACGUUGUCUUGCCAGAGUCAGGAUUGCCAGCCUGCCAAGAAUAACCACAGGGAAUGGGACCAAACACCACUAAACCGCAGUCUAGAAGGAGAAAACCUUAAGAACAAUCCUUGUCUUCAUGAAGCCUUAAAAGAUAAUGCUGCAGAGAGGCUGGUCACUUCUCUGUUGAACUUUGUGUGGAAGCAGUGUGAAAUUCUGAAGCGUGCUGGCCUUCAGACUCCAGAACUAGAGGAUGAGCUGAGACAACUGGAAUAUUUAGCCCUGGGAGGACAGAAGGCAACAGCCGAAAAGGUCACUGAGAAAGAACGGAAGACAGAGGAAUGUGAAAUGGAAACCCAUGAGAAGCAAAAAGAAGAGGUCCCUCAGAGUCCAUUAGUAGAAGAUGUUGUUCUGGAUAUUAAAGAGAAGACCAUAGAAGACCCAGUCCCUCCUACCAGGAAAAGGAAACCAGGUAAACGAAACAGAGGGGACAUUCUUCCAGACAAUAGUCCCUCACUCCAAAGCCCAGUUGUACCAGUGAAAAGAAGAAGAGAAGCAGCAAACACUCCAACCAGAGCCAUUUUGGCAGUGAUCCCCAGCACACCGGAAGUCCAAGUUAAAAGACCCAGAAAAUCCUCAAUCCCCAGUAAAUGCAGAUUCUCCCUGAGAUCCAGUUUAAAUUUGCUGCCCCGCAAUACAAAUGACAGCAAUGUCCAGCCCUCUUCUGACUGCACCCCUAAACAAGUAACCCAGACUGCAAAUAUACAGUCACACACAGUCACCAGAAGUCGCGUGCCUUUGGGAAUCUCUGCCAUACAAAACUGUGCCUCUGUCCCUGCAUCAGCCCUGGUGCCAAGGGAUCUAAAUACAACAUUUGAUUUGUCUGAGGAGGGAUGCUUCAUAUCGAAGCUGGACAAAACGGUGAAUUUCGGAACCUCAGACUUUCCUGGCUGGGAAAAUGUGCCAAUUCACAACAUCGACAACAAUUUUGGAAAAAGCUCUGAUGUUGCCGUGUUCACCAUGAAGGGCCUCUCUGUAAAACACAUGAAUGCGAAUCAGAUGGCGUCUGCAGCCAAAUCCUACUCGCACAAGAGAAGGCAAUCCAGCAGUUCAUCCAUCUGUCGAAUAGGUUUGGCUCAAAGCCGUAUUGCCAGGCUUCAGAUGAGCACAGUCAAAAAAUCUCAGAAGCAGUCUACAAUAUCAGAGAACAUUUCCUGCAGCCCCCGAGGACAGAGCGGCAAGAGAACAGGGAAAGGAACUGUGGCAUUCGGCAUGUCCUUGUCUGCUGUUCCAAUGACCAGAUUCUCACAGUAUGCGGUUUUCAAGUUAUGAUGAAUACAUGGAAAAACUAUAUAUAUAUAUAUAUAUAUAAAUGCACAUACUUUUGGCCCAGUUGUAUUUUAUUGGCCAUUUUCUUAUAGUCCUGGCCAAGGGAUAAAAAUGAAAGCAAAAAAACUCUCAAACCACAGUAUUGGAUGUUUAACAAUGUGACCAUCAUUGCACACAAAGUACCAUUUGUCUACAGUACUGUAUACAUUACUCCUUUUUAUUGCUCUUCUACAGCAUUUUUAAACAUUUUUUAUGUUUUUAAACAUGGCUUUAACCUUUCAGCAUUUCCCCAAAUGGCUGGGAGCUCCGUGACUUUCUAUCACUUUAGAAGGAAGCAAUGACUUAUAAGUUCAUGAGUGCAAACUCACAUUCAUCUGUGUUGUCGGAUUGUUCCUUACACUCAAUUACUCCAUUACACACGAACCAAUGUUUAACAAACAAAAAAAUAUAAAUGCACAAAAAAAGGUUUAUUACUCUACGUUUCGGUCUCGCGCAGAGACCUUGAUUUGUUUUUCACUGUAGACGAAGGUCUCUGUAUGAGACUGAAACAUCAAGUAAUAAACCUGUUUUUGUUCAUUUUUAUUUUGUUUGCUAAUAAUUUAAAUCCCAGCAAUGCUGUCCUUGUUCUGUAGUUUUUUUUUCUACUAGCACCCAAAGUGCACAUAAAGCCAACGUGAGGUUUCGGACCCCUCUGGGACCUUUCUCAAGGAGACCGAAACAGGGACCCAGAGGGGACCAAAAUGUCACGUUGGCUUUAUGUGCACUUUUUGAUACACUCAUUUUUGCUAUAAAGAAUCCUGGUGUUGCUGGUCUUCUUUGAUAUAUAUGGACUUUUUACCAUGUACCCGGCAGAGACAUUUUGUGCAUACUGCUACUGAAAAAAUGCCUUACCCUUUAAACAAAACAGGGAUUGUUUGUCCAU